ACCAGGAAAUUUCGUAUUACCCUUGUGGAGGCCACUCCUCUUCCUCUGCACAAACAAGGAAAUCGAAAGUUAUCUCUGAUACUCCUCUGCGCCGUUUGUUAGUGUGUCAAAAUGGCAGAGGCAUUUUUUGAAGAUCGGGAUUCAUUUUGCUGUUCUAUCUGUCUGGAUCUACUGAAGGAUCCGGUGACUACUUCCUGUGGACACAACUACUGUAUGGGCUGUAUUGAGGGCUGCUGGGAUCAGGACGACCUGAAAGGUGUUUACAGCUGCCCAGAGUGCCGACAGACCUUUGUCCAAAGGCCUGUUCUGAAGAGAAACACGUUGCUGGCUAAAGUGGUGGAGAAACUGAAACAUACUGCUCCUCCUGCUGCUCCUCCUGCUGCUCCUCCUGCUGCUCCUCCUGCUCACUGUUAUGCUGGACCUGGAGAUGUGGAGUGUGAUUUCUGCACUGGGAGAAAACACAAAGCCCUCAUGUCCUGUCUGGCGUGUCUGGUCUCUUACUGUGAGACUCACCUCCAGCCUCACUAUGAUUUCCCUGCCUUAAAGAAGCACAUGCUGGUCAAAGCCUCCACACAACUACAGGAGAAGAUCUGCUCUCAACAUGACAAACUGCUGGAGGUUUACUGUCGUACCGAUCAGCAGUGCAUCUGUUAUCUGUGUACCAUGGAUGAACAUAAAGGCCAUGAUACAGUCUCAGCUGCAGCAGAGAGGACUGAGAAACAGAAGCAGGUGGGGGAGAAGCAACAGAAAUCCCAGCAGAGAAUCCAGGAGAGAGAGAAGGAGAUGCAGGAGCUGAGACAGGCUGUGGACUCUCUGAAGCUCUCUGCACAGGCAGCCGUGGACGACAGCGAGAGGAUCUUUGCUGAGCUGAUCCGCACCAUGGAGACAAGGUGCUCUGAGGUGAAGGAGCUGAUCAGAGCCCAGGAGAAGGCUGAAGUGAGUCAGGCUGAAGGCCUCCUGGAGCGACUGGAGCAGGAGGUGGCUGAGCUGAGGAGGAGAGAUGUUGAGCUGGAGCAGUUCUCUCACACAGAGGACAACAUCCACUUCCUCCAGAGGUUCAAAGACCACAGUGCCGCCCCUGUUUCUGAAGAGAUGCCUGCCAUCAUCCUUAACCAAAGUCAUGAUUUUAAGACGGUGAUGACCUCUGACCUCCAGAAACAGCUGAUGCUCUGCUGUAAGAAGGGAGUGGUGCAGAUAUCAGCAGCAGUGAAAGCUGUCCACAUACUGCAGUCAGCAGAGCCAAGCACCAAAGCAGCAGCACCUGUCCCACAAUAUCACGGAACGUAUUAUAAAGAAGGCUCUUUCAGGAAUUUCUGUGUUCAUUGUCACAGGAUUUUUUUUUAUCAUGGCCCCAAUCAAUCAAUCAAUCAAGGUUAUUUUAUAUAGCCCUUCGUACAUCAGCUAAUAUCUCGAAGUGCUGUACAGAAACCCAGCCUAAAACCCCAAACAGCAAGCAAUGCAGGUGUAGAAGCACGGUGGCUAGGAAAAACUCCCUAGAAAGGCCAAAACCUAGGAAGAAACCUAGAGAGGAACCAGGCUAUGAGGGGUGGCCAGUCCUCUUCUGGCUGUGCCGGGUGGAGAUUAUAACAGAACAUGGCCAAGAUGUUCAAAAUGUUCAUAAAUGACAAGCAUGGUCAAAUAAUAAUCAGGAAUAAAUGUCAGUUGGCUUUUCAUAGCCGAUAAUUAAGAGUUGAAAACAGCAGGUCUGGGACAGGUAGGGGUUCCAUAACCGCAGGCAGAACAGUUGAAACUGGGACAGCAGCAAGGCCAGGUGGACUGGGGACAGCAAGGAGUCAUCAUGCCCGGUAGUCCUGACGUAUGGUCCUAGGGCUCAGUUCCUCCGAGAGAGAGAAAGAAAGAGAGAAGGAGAGAAUUAGAGAGAGCCAAGAUGUUCAAAAUGUUCAUAAAUGACAAGCAUGGUCAAAUAAUAAUCAAGAAUAAAUGUCAGUUGGCUUUUCAUAGCCGAUCAUUAAGAGUUGAAAACAGCAGGUCUGGGACAGGUAGGGGUUCCAUAACUGCAGGCAGAACAGUUGAAACUGGAACAGCAGCAAGGCCAGGUGGACUGGGGACAGCAAGGAGUCAUCAUGCCCAGUAGUCCUGACGUAUGGUCCUAGGGCUCAGGUCCUUCGAGAGAGAGAAAGAAAGAGAGAAGGAGAGAAUUAGAGAGAGCAUACUUAAAUUCACACAGGACACUGGAUAAGACAGGAGAAGUACUCCAGAUAUAACCAACUGGCCCUAGCCCCCCGACACAAACUACUGCAGCAUAAAUACUGGAGGCUGAGACAGGAGGGGUCAGGAGAUACUGUGGCCCCAUCCGAUGAUACCCCCGGACAGGGCCAAACAGGAAGGAUAUAACCCCACCCACUUUGCCAAAGCACAGCCCCCGCACCACUAGAGGGAUAUCUUCAA
Messenger RNA from Salvelinus fontinalis (brook trout), 2409 nucleotides. RefSeq names its product E3 ubiquitin-protein ligase TRIM47-like. The transcript has a single exon. The record is from RefSeq and is a predicted model, not a curated record. Gene Ontology annotation, molecular function: zinc ion binding. The coding region runs from base 112 to 1386 and encodes 424 amino acids. Lineage: Eukaryota; Metazoa; Chordata; Actinopteri; Salmoniformes; Salmonidae.